Molecule: messenger RNA, 3601 nt
Organism: Cyprinodon variegatus (sheepshead minnow)
Lineage: Eukaryota; Metazoa; Chordata; Actinopteri; Cyprinodontiformes; Cyprinodontidae
Product: stonin-1-like
Exons: 4
Coding region: 224-2344 (706 amino acids)
Biological process (GO): synaptic vesicle endocytosis; clathrin-dependent endocytosis; regulation of endocytosis
Cellular component (GO): AP-2 adaptor complex; synaptic vesicle
Molecular function (GO): clathrin-cargo adaptor activity
Source: RefSeq, a predicted model, not a curated record
AUCUGUAAUACGGGAGGGGAAUCGCUACACUGUGAAAACUCCCAGGGUUUACUCUCUGCCAUUUUGAGAGAAACCCUGCAGACAGCGGAGUUCAGACGUGUCCAUCAAGCGGCGGUCAUGACCUGAUUUAAAGCAUCUCGGUUCCCCAGGACUUUCAGAUGGACACUGACUUUGACUUUGAGGACCUUUGAUCCAGGACCGUUUUUCUUUGGUCCCUCCAGCCAUGUGCUCCACCAACCAUUCCAACUGGGUCACCUUUGACGAUGACGUCACACCAGUCUCCUCGCCUCAGAAGACCCUGCAGUCACCCGAUCUUAUCAAAGCGUCAGUUCCACGUCCCAACGGCCUGAAGUUGGUGCUUCCUCCAAUCAAAGAUACUUCCUGGAGCUUCAGUAGCCCCCUGGAAUCUCCUCAAAGCCUGUCAGGUUCCUGUGGAAAGUCUUCUCGACCCUCUAACAGCACCCUGAGUCCUGUGACCAGAGUCUCCACCAGCACAACUCCAUUUCAGUCCCCAUCAUGGGAAAAUAAUGUCUUCCUCCGGAGUUUCUCCAGCCCAUCAGGGAUCUCUGUGUCCUCUGCAGCAGAGACCACGAGUGAAACUACAGAUGGACCAAGCCCUUUCCCUGCUUUCAAGGGGACAUCUGGACACUUUAACCCUUUCUGGGAAGAUUGCAGACAGAGCGCUGACGUUGGCAGCUCCUCCUCAGACUCGGACACAGACAACAGCCUGCCGCGAUUCUUUAUUCGGACCAAAGAUGGCAGCACGCCUCCGCGCGACCAACCCCACAACCCCUUCUCCUUUGUUUGUAAUAAGCUGGAAGACCUUCAAGUUGGACAAGAGAACAAUACGGACACGCCAGAGAGCCAAGACAAGUGGAUACAUGACAGAAACGAGGUAAUAAGCGACAGUUCGGCUCAGUUUGUUCCCAGGGGUCUAUUCCGCAGCCAGAAGAGGGACGGCUGGCCCGUCAUGAUCAGGAUUCCCGAAAAGAAGAACCGCAUGUCCUCCCGGCAAUGGGGACCGAUCUAUCUUCGCCUGUUGCCAGGAGGUGUGCUGCAGAUGUUCUAUGAAAAAGGCCUUGAGAAGCCGUACAAAGAGUUUCAGCUUCUCCCUCAGUGCAGGCUGUCGGAGCUUAAAGUGGAAAGCUACAGCGAGCCCAGGAAAGUCCUCACCGUCAAGCUGGAACUCUUCUCCUACACGGAGAAGAAGCGCUUCCACCCAAAGCUAGAGGUUAGUCAUGAAGCGGAGGUCGAGCAGCUGCUCAAGUUUGGCUCCACCGUGCAUGAGGACAUGGAGGACAUGGUUGUCUCCAUUGAGGAAGAGAUCUUCAAGCUGUGUGUGCCCCACCAGCAGAGGCGACAAUACGAGGAGCAGGAGAUGUCGCUGCAGGUCACUGAUCACAUCUGGAUACAACUGGAUAAGUCAGGGACAGUCAUGGAGAGAGAAGCUUUUACCCAGAUCCACUGUCUUGCUUUCCUAAAUGCACAAGGAGAAUGUUUUCUUGCCUUGAAUGAUCUUGGUUUGCUGCAUUCUAACUCCAGCUAUGGGUACGAGGAGGACAGCGACCUCUGGAUGGAGAUCACUGACAGGCAUUUUCACAAAUGUGUGAACGAGACUGAGUUUCAGGCGUCCAGACUCAUUAAAUUCUCCCCUCCUGAUGCAUGCAGGGUGGAGCUGAUGCGGUACAAAACGGCAGUCCUGGGCUGCACUGAAAUUCCCUUUUCAAUCAAAGCUGUUGUCACGGUCCAAGGAGCCUACGUGGAGCUCCAAGCUUUCCUCAACAUGUCGGCCACCUUCCUCUCCUCCCUCAGGGCUUCCGACACCUCUUACCCACUGUGUGAAAACAUAGUGAUUCGCAUUCCAGUUCCAGGCAAUUGGGUCAAGGUGACGCAGACUGUGGCCUUGUUGCGGCAAAGGUCGCUGAAGGCCCGAAUGAACAGGAACGCCUGCCUGGGCUCUGCCAGAACCCAAAAUUCCCAGCCAGUCAUGCAGGUGUCCAUCGGAUCUGUCAAGUAUGAGACCGUCUAUUCAUCCAUUGUGUGGAGGAUUGAUAGGCUACCCGCCAAGAACACAGCAGUGGAUCAUCCCCAUUCAUUCUCCUGUAAACUAGAGCUGGGAUCUGAUCAGGAGAUCCCCAGUGACUGGUACCCUUUUGUCUCCAUGGAAUGUGAAAUCAUGGGCGCGGUCGUGUCACAGACGAGGGUCAAGUCCCUCGGUACGAUCAACGACGUUCAGCCGCAGAAACACGUGACCAGCUGGACUCGCUACCACUGUCAGGUGGAAGUGGAGAAGAAGUGGAUUGAGACAGACUCACAGAGACAAGCUGGUUGUAUGACGCAGUGAUUUCAAAAACAGCUAAAGACUACACUUCCUCUGCCUCAACAUAUUUUCCAAGUCGUCCUAAUGAGGGAAAGGGUUGACAGAAAAAGCAGGAGGGAACGAGGAGGCUUUGUGGUUUUGACCGAUUCAUCUAAUUCUAAAGAAACCGGUUGUAUUUUUCAUGACGAUUAACACAUUCUGCAUCCUUAACCCUGAGACUGAAGCCUAGCACUUUACAUAGAUUUUACAAUAGAUUUAUUAUUGUAAGAGUCAAGCCUAUACUACUGUGUGUAUAUAAAAGCUUGUGUUUGCAUCCUCUCUGCACUGCUCUCCAGAACAGCCAUAAUAAGGUCACAGUUAACAAAUUCUGUUACAUAAUCUGCCAAAAUUAUCACCUUUUUCAUAUAAACCAAUAAUAAUAUAAUUUCAUAUAAAAGCAAUAAUACACUUAAUUUUGGGUCAUCCUAUUUCUUUAAUAAUUCUGUCAGAUGGGUUUAAGAAUCAUUCCUUUUAAUUUGUUCUCAUUUAUUUUCUGUUAUAAGGAGCAUACAUCCAUUUAGUGAAAAAAGGGCUUUUUGAAUUAGUCUUAAUAGAAUGGUUGUACAUGAACUCAUGUCUUAACUGUUACAGUAUAAAACUCUUCAUUAAGGGCCAAAAGUGCCACAAUUUGAUUCACAGAGUUAAAUAUAUGUUUUGACAAAUAAAUCUGAUUAAAAAAUGGAAAGAUAUAUUAAAUAAAUAAAAAUGAUAGAUAAUAUUUCCAAGGCAGGGUAACUUGUUUAGUUGGUGUGGCGAAAGCUGCUAUAGGGAAGCCAGUUGGUCAGUUGAGUUAUCAGGAUGCAUUCAAAGAUCUACAGUAAGAUAGUAAAUUCCUGAUGGGCUGUUUCACAGGAAUAAUGUUAUAUUUACAUUAUUUGUCAGUAAAUGUUUUUUAUUUAUUUAAUGUAUCCAUUAUGAUUUGAUAGGAAUUAGGCCUGAUUUACUAUUUGAAUGUGGCAAUUUUGGCUCUCUAUACUAAUCAGCAUCUUUUAACAUGGUCUUUAUUAAUCUAACAUCAGUUAAUACAGAACUGACCCGACUUCAGACGAAGGCUGCAUUGUGGACGACUGAAAUUUUAUUUAAACAAAUCAAAUCUUUAUUUUUAGGUCUUGGUGUGCCUCUUGGCUGGGAAAAACGGUUGUAAUAAAGGAACUUAAUAGAAUUGGUGAGGGGCAUUUUUUUAUGUAAAAGGUACAUGAAUUAAGUUGGAUAUUAUGUGCAUCAGGAAUAAAAAGUGAAUUA